UUGGCCGGAAGCGAACCGCGGAUCGGAUACGGAAAGGAUGGCCACCAAGAUAAACCAGAAGGAGUACCUGAAGCGCUACCUCUCCAACGACAAAGAGAAGAAAAAGAAGAAGAAAAAAGACAAGAAAAGCAUCGGAAAGGCGACGGUACGAAUCAUCGACGAUGAUGUGGACUUUUCUAAAAUAGAGACGGUUCAGGAUGGCGAAGUGGACCUGUUUGCGUUGGGCGAGGAAGCUCCGCAAGUGGUGGGCAUCAUCGAUGAGCGACCACCGGAGUUGCGGGCGAAAGAGGACUUUAGCAGCAACAAGUGGAAGGUUGUAGCCUCCAACGAUGGUUUCGAUUCGACGCUUCAGGUGCGCGACGUUAGCGGCCGUUCAACCGGGCCCAAGUCCAGCAACGGCGGACAGUCGGGAAGAGCGCCACAGUCAGAUUCAGAUGAAAGCCCUCCGCGUAAAAGUAGACGAGAUUCCGAUAACAGUCCUCCUCGCAGGCGCCGUAACGAUUCCGAUGAAAGCCCUCCGCGUUCUCGUCACAAGGAGGUACGUGGAAGACGGGCGAAUUCUGAUGAAAGUCCACCGCGGAACAAGCGCAACGAUAGAUCCGACGAUGAAAGCCCACCACGGCGUCGUCAGAAGGAACGAAGGCGAGCAGAUUCGGAUGAAAGUCCUCCGAGGAGGGGAGGAAAAUCGUCCGAUAAAGCGAGCUCUAAACGCAGCACAACCCGUCAUGAUUCCGAUGAGAGUCCUCCGAGGCGAUCCUUGAAAACAACGGCACCAACCGACCGCCAUCGUCGCCAUUCCGAUGAAAGCCCUCCAAGACGUGGAAAAGAAUCGCACAGGGACAAACCGAAGCGUCGCGAUCAGGGCAGAUCAGCACAACGGUAUGAUUCGGAUGAAAGUCCACCUCGAAAGCGCAGAAGCGAGAAAUCGCCUUCCAAUCAGCGUCGUGAUCGUGAUCGUGGUGGCGAAUCGUCCGCUAAAAGUCAUCGCAAGCGUCAGGAUUCCGACGAAAGCCCUCCACGACGCAGAAGAAACGAUUCACCGAAUGGUGUGGGAAGGAAAGAUCGACAGCCUACCGCCUUGGAACCGCCGGUACGCAUUAAGCAGGAACCCCAAAGCGAUUCGGACCUUUCACCACCGCGUGCGGCAGUGCGACGACGAGAUUCGGAUGAAAGUCCGCCGAGGAGAGGAACGACACGGCGACGCUCAAAAAGCCCCGCAGUACGCAAACCACACAGGCCAGUGCUGGUGAAGGAAGAACGAAGCUCUCGCUCCCCAUCAAACCGUCGCUCACCAUCGCCGGAAGCAGGUCCAAGUCGGAUGACUAAAACCCUUGAUGGAAAGCGUGCCGGUCUGCAAGAGGCAAGUGCUGUCCGGGAGGAGAACGAGCGAUUCCGUCAAAGGGAGAAGGAAAUGUUUGAGAAAAUGUCAUCGGAUGUUACGGGACGAUACGCAGAGACAGUCGUACGGGGUAGAUCCCGGCGAGACAUCGAAAAGGAGCUACGAGAAGAGUUUGAGAAGCGCAAACAUGAGGAAAAAAAGAAGGAAAUUUACACCCGAUGGGGCAAAGGAGUUAAACAAACUGAAGAUUAUAAUGCUCGCCUCCAGGAGGCAGCUCACGAGAUGGAGAAACCAUUGGCACGCUACGCGGACGAUACUGAUUUGGACGACUAUCUGAAAAAGCAGGAUCGCCUCGGUGACCCAAUGUUGGACUAUUUGCGCAGCAAGCGAAAGGAGGAGAACAAGCGGGCCGGUAUACCGGAAAAGCCAACGUACCAGGGUGCGUUUCCGGACAAUCGAUUUAACAUACGGCCCGGAUAUCGUUGGGAUGGCGUAGACCGUUCGAAUGGCUUCGAAAAGCGAUGGUUCGAGACGAUGAGUAAGAAGAAGGCUGGCGAAGAGGAAGCGUACAAGUACAGCGUUGAGGACAUGUAAUCUUGAGAUGAGGACUAUGAAAAGAAAUAAAGAAAUUUUAAAAGAA
Messenger RNA from Anopheles aquasalis, 1979 nucleotides. RefSeq names its product BUD13 homolog. NCBI's taxonomy places the organism in Eukaryota, Metazoa, Arthropoda, Insecta, Diptera, Culicidae. Gene Ontology annotation, biological process: mRNA splicing, via spliceosome. The record is from RefSeq and is a predicted model, not a curated record. Gene Ontology annotation, cellular component: U2-type spliceosomal complex; RES complex. Gene Ontology annotation, molecular function: RNA binding.